AUGUACUACAUCACGGACGCGCCCCAGGGCACCACGCAUCGGAGCUACCGGCACCAAGACACGAUCGGUGUCAUGGACGAGAUGACGCCAAGCGCCGAGCCGGAAACGAUGUACACGAGUGCGCGGACACCGACGAGUACGAGCGGUUAUUCGCACGAUGACGUCCGUUCCUUGCCGAUGCCGUUCACCGAUCGCACCGCGGCCGCCACGUCCGCGCCGCGGCAGGCUUUGAUCGACGUUGCAUCGGUGACCAACCGCUGCGUAGCGAAACGCAGUCCCUUGGAAGAGCCGUCGCAAGAUCCGCCUUCGGAGAAUUCAACCUCGACCAGCGGAAAAGAGCUGAAUACGAUUGAGGACGUACGCGCCAAGGCCGGGCUCCUCUCGACAUGGAUCUUGGCUCCGGAGGCCGUGCGCGACGAGCUCGGUCGCUCUGUGCGCGAUUCGCUCCUUUUCCAGCUGCUGCACCACGACACCAAGGUUGGCGUGUCGUGGUUUGAUCGCGAUGCGCUUGAAGACGAGAAGAAGAAGGUGCUCCAGCACCCCGUCAUGCGCGUCAUCGUCUUGCUCAAGUGGCAGGCGUUUGGCUUUCGCAUGUACUGCGAGCACCUCUUUAUGCAUUGGCUGCUCCUCUUUACGAUGACGCUCUCGCUCUCGAUGGGUCUUGGCGUCGCACCCGAGUCGACCUACCACAGCCUUUUCAUUGGCUGGCUCACAACGUGCUCGGUCCUCGUCAUUGCAGCCUUUGCGACGCGCAUUGUCGUGUGGGAAACCAAGGUGCCCUGCGCGUGCAUCACGAUUGCGGUCCUUGGGUGUGUCGGUGGCGGUCUCCAGUACGCGUUCGAACCGCUCCAAGAUCAAGUCAGCUGGCUUAUGUUUGGCCGCAUCAACAACAUCCUUGUCGGUCUCUCGGCGCUCUACUUUUGCACCUUUGAACUCCGUGAGCUCGCCGCCGACAUUUGA
This is a messenger RNA of Saprolegnia diclina VS20, 960 nucleotides long. RefSeq lists its product as hypothetical. The coding region runs from base 1 to 960 and encodes 319 amino acids. NCBI's taxonomy places the organism in Eukaryota, Oomycota, Saprolegniomycetes, Saprolegniales, Saprolegniaceae. The transcript has 2 exons. The record is from RefSeq and is a predicted model, not a curated record.